Molecule: messenger RNA, 681 nt
Organism: Dendrobium catenatum
Lineage: Eukaryota; Viridiplantae; Streptophyta; Magnoliopsida; Asparagales; Orchidaceae
Product: small ribosomal subunit biogenesis GTPase RsgA 1, mitochondrial-like
Exons: 1
Coding region: 1-666 (221 amino acids)
Molecular function (GO): GTP binding; GTPase activity
Source: RefSeq, a predicted model, not a curated record
AUGCCGCUCGUACCCACGGCUUCCUUCUUCCGCUAUCGCCUCAUCCUCCCUGUUCUCCCCUUAUACUCCUCCGCCCUCCUCCGCCGCCGAGUAGCCACUACCAUCUCCUUUUCUGCCGGUCGCCGCCUUUCCCCCAACAAAAACCUUCUCAACGCUAAAAACGCAGUCAAGGACCUCCCGUCCCUCUCCCGCUUCCUCUCCCCGGACGAAACACCAACUCUCCUUCCCGACCAGACCACCGGUUUUGUUGCUGCCGCCCAGGCCAAUUUUAUGCGCGUCAUCGUCGAUUCCAUUGGCGACUCUGAGUCCGGCGGGAAGGUGGGGACGCAGUUGCUCUGCGUUGUGAGAGCUUUGCUGAAGAAAAUUAGGAGAAAGGUACUGGUUGGAGACAGGGUUUUGGUUGGAUGGGUGGAUUGGGUGGAUCGAAGGGGGAUGAUUGAGGAUGUAUUUGAAAGGAAAACGGAGGUGAUUGAUCCUCCGGUUGCGAAUGUGGACCAUUUCCUGGUUCUGUUUUCAGUGGAGCAGCCAAAGUUGGAGCCUUUUACUUUAACUCGGUUCUUGGUUGAGGCUGAAUCCACCGGGAUUCCGCUCACUCUUGUUUUGAACAAGUGCGAGCUUGCUAAUGAGGAGGUACGCGAAGCUAACAUCAUAUUCGAUCUUUUGUGAUUAUUCUUGUUGCGA